AUGCGAACUCGAAUCCCCGGUUUGGUACCGCGAAUCUGCCAGACCCCUCUACCGUGGAAACCUCCUACACAACUGACUCGAGUCCGCUAUGCGAGAUGGAGUACUUCACAUGCAGUGUCAUGGUUCGAGACAGGACACAUUGAUCUGAAAGAAAACGAGGGACUCCUUUUUAUCAAUAAUAUCUUUCCGUCUAAACUCCAAUGGCUGCUGCGAGGUCCGCUGGGUGGUAUGCGGUCUUACGAGGAGGCCGUGAAACGCAUCGACAGACCGCAGCUGGCUGCAUCGGAUACUUUUCAAAUCAUCCAACGAGUGGUUCCAAAGAACCUGAAUAUCCAAGUUAAAGAGGUCGUUCCGCGGUUCAGGGAAGGCGGCGCGUUUGUCAAGUACACUCGUCCAAGCAAUGUCAACGACGCCGACAUUGAAGCCUCUAUCAAAGAGAAUCUGAAAGAGCAUCCCAUUAGGCCCUGGUUCAAUCCUUUUCAAGAAGUUCAAGUAUGUCGGGUCAUUGGAAGGCCUUGGAUAGAAGAUCUCUAUCGCCUUCCAAGCCCCCGCCUCAAGGUUGCGUUCCACCCAGUGUCUCCCGAAGCAUCAGCGGCAGACCUGAACACGGAGACUCUAUACACUCUAUUUCGCCCCUAUGGGAAAAUCAGAGACAUAGAGAAACAACCGUCUGACUCUAAGGUCACGCCCAGGUACGCCUUUGUCGAAUUUUCUCGGCCCAAGUACGCUGGCAUGGCGAAGAACUGUAUGCACGGUUUCACCGUCCCAGAACAAGAAGGUGGCGGCAAAUCGGGUACGCGGCUCAAGAUUAAGUACGAGCGGAAGAUCAAGCUGUCCAUGAUCAAGGACUGGCUUUUGAGUCAUCCCAGGAUCGUUAUUCCGGUGCUCGCCGCCCUCUUGGCCGCCAUCACCGUCACUAUCUUCGAUCCAAUGCGGACAUUUUUCAUCAAACUGAAAAUAAAGUCGACACUUCAGACCGAAGAGAAUGGUGUGAUGCAAUGGAUCCGCAAACAGGUAAACAAAGCAAACAUUAUUUAUUUUGGUCGCAAAGGGGCGGAUCCUCGUGGGCUCACGGCCAUAUGGGAGGACCGUCAGGAAGACAUUACUCGAUUGCAAUCCUGGCUAAUGGAGAAUGUGGAAACCUUCAUCGUUGUUCAUGGACCCCGUGGCUCGGGAAAGCGGGAGCUUGUAUUGGACCGGGCCCUGGUCGAUUACAAAUAUAAGAUAGUCAUCGACUGUAAACAAAUCCAAGACGCGCGGGGUGACAGUGCGAAAAUUGCCAGGGCAGCCAGUCAGGUAGGCUACCGGCCGGUUUUCUCAUGGAUGAACAGCAUCAGCAGUUUUAUCGAUCUCGCGGCACAGGGCAUGAUUGGGACUAAGGCAGGGUUCUCGGAGACGUUGGACGCCCAGCUGAGCAACAUCUGGCAAAACACGGCUACCGCUUUGAAGAAAGUGACCUUGGAGCACAGAAAGAAGAAUCACAAGGACUCGCAUCUGACCGAUGAAGAGUAUCUUGAGGCUCAUCCCGAGCUUCGCCCUGUGGUGGUAAUUGACAACUACCUGCACAAUGCGUCCGAGAGCAGCGUUGUGUACGACAAAAUCACCGAGUGGGCCGCUGGCCUAACGGCCGGAAACAUUGCCCAUGUCAUAUUCCUCACGACCGAUGUCUCGUACGCCAAACCUUUGAGCAAAGCGUUGCCGAAUUCGGUUUUCCGCACAAUCACCCUGGGUGACUGUUCUCUGGAGGUCGGCCGGAAGUUUGUUGUGAAUCACUUGGCAUAUGAGUCAAAGGAUGGAAAGACUCAGCCACGGCGGGCUGAAGAGCUGGAGGACCUAGACGCUUGCAUUGAGACCUUGGGAGGCAGGGUGACAGAUCUUGAAUUCAUGGCACACCGUAUUGAGGCGGGAGAGACACCGCGAGGCGCGGUCAACCGCAUUAUCGAACAAUCGGCAUCUGAAAUUCUCAAGAUGUUCCUUUUGACGCCGGAAACUAUAGAGCAGUCGUGGACCCACGAACAGGCUUGGUAUCUGAUCAAAAGGCUUGCAGAGUCCAAAGAUGGUGCUCUAUCAUACAAUGAAAUUGUUCUCUCCGAGCUCUUCAAAGAGAAUGGAGAGAUCACCCUUCGCGCUCUUGAGCACGCCGAACUCAUUUCAAUCGCCGCUGUCAACGGCUGCCCCCAGACAAUCCGGCCUGGAAAGCCCGUUCUUCGCGCAGCCUUCAAGAAGGUCACCGAGAACAAAGCGUUGAGCAGUCGCAUGGACCUCGCAAUCAUAACACAGAAGAUCAACAAAGAGAAUAAGAGCAUCGGAAAAUACGAGGAAGAACUCAGCCUGCUGGGCUCUCUGCCUAGGCAGCCACGGGAACUGACAGACCGAAUCCAAUGGGUGCUCAACAAAGUAUACAGUUCGCAAAACAAAAUUGCGAAAUAUGAGAAGGAAAGUGCAUAUCUACAGAAGAUUCUCCGAAGCGAACAUUGA
This is a messenger RNA of Aspergillus fischeri NRRL 181, 2478 nucleotides long. RefSeq names its product putative RNA12 protein (gene yme2). Lineage: Eukaryota; Fungi; Ascomycota; Eurotiomycetes; Eurotiales; Aspergillaceae. Gene Ontology annotation, molecular function: RNA binding. The transcript has 3 exons. The record is from RefSeq and is a predicted model, not a curated record. Gene Ontology annotation, cellular component: mitochondrial inner membrane. The coding region runs from base 1 to 2478 and encodes 825 amino acids.